UGAGUGGAGAGAUGGGGUGAGUGAGUGAGCGAGCAGGUCGGUGUUAUCUCUCAGGUAAUCUGACAGGUGUGGCUUUUCACUGGAAGUAUUUGUCAGUCACGUCUCAGCACUGUUCUUUCUGCUGCUCCUGUUUGCUUUGGGUUUGAGCUUCGCCUCUCCCACUUCACAAAACCACACACACACACACACACACACUUUUCUUCCUCUCGCUCUCACACGCUCAAACACACUCACACACUCGCACUCUCAGGAUGUUUCUCCGGGGUCAGUCCAGUGGUUUACUUCAGAGGCUCACUGGUAGAACAUUUCAGUUUUAUUUUCACCUCACUCUGAACACCACUUCACUGUGAGACUUCACCUCUCUCUCGCUCUCACUCGGACACUCACACACACACACACACGCACACACGCACACACACACACACAUUCCUCACAGGAGAACGACACAUUUUCUCCUUUUUUCCCUUUUUUUCCAUCGCUGGUGUUCAGAGGCUCCUCGGGCCAGUCGGAGACGCGAUCAUGUAUUGAUCUACACUGUAAGCUUCAGUCCUUCUGAGGGAAAUGGCUAAAGAUCAGAACCCUACAACACAGCGUUCCCCUAUCAGAAGAAUCCCAAGUAGAACCCGAGGGAUCCACUGACCUGGGGAAUCGUUUUGGAUAGUUCUACAUCGGAGCUUGCCGAGAGUCAAUCCCAGAGUGAAGAUGAGACCAUGGUCCCGGUACUAACAUCCAAAAGAGCCAGUGAACUUCCUGUCAACGAAGUGGUGUGUGUGCUGCAGGCUGACCUGCAGUUUGGUCUCUCUGAUGCGGAGGUGAGCAGGAGGAGAGUGUAUCACGGCUGGAACGAGUUCGACAUCAGUGAGGACGAGCCGCUCUGGAAGAAAUACCUGUCUCAGUUUAAAGAUCCUCUCAUCAUGUUACUCCUGGCGUCGGCGGUGAUCAGCGUAGUGAUGCGUCAGUUUGAUGACGCCGUCAGCAUCACCGUGGCCAUCAUCAUUGUGGUCACUGUGGCGUUCGUACAGGAGUACCGCUCGGAGAAAUCCCUGGAGGAGUUGGGGAAACUGGUGCCUCCUGAAUGUCACUGUGUGAGAGAGGGCCGUCUGGAUCACAUGCUGGCGAGGGAACUAGUACCUGGAGACACAGUUUGCCUCUCUGUGGGCGAGAGAGUCCCGGCUGACCUCCGCCUUUUCGAGUCAGUAGAUCUGAGUGUAGAUGAGUCCAGUCUAACAGGUGAGACCACGCCCUGCUCUAAGACGGUCGCCCCUCAGCCGGUCAGCGGAGACCUCACGUCCCGUAGCAACAUUGCCUUCAUGGGGACUCUGGUGUGCUCCGGCAAGGCCAAGGGCAUCGUCAUAGGUACGGGAGAGAGCUCCGAAUUCGGAGAAGUCAUCAAAAUGAUGCAAGCGGAAGAGUCUCCUAAAACUCCGCUCCAGAAGAGCAUGGAUGUUCUCGGGAAGCAGCUGUCGCUCUACUCCUUCUGCAUCAUAGGUGUCAUCAUGAUGGUGGGAUGGCUGCAGGGGAAAAACCUCCUGGACAUGUUCACUAUAGGAGUCAGCUUGGCGGUAGCCGCCAUCCCAGAAGGCCUGCCCAUCGUGGUGACGGUCACACUCGCUCUGGGAGUGAUGAGGAUGGUGAAAAAGAGAGCCAUCGUCAAGAAGCUGCCCAUAGUCGAGACGCUGGGCUGCUGUAACGUGAUCUGCUCGGAUAAGACGGGGACUCUGACGAAGAACGAGAUGACGGUCACUCAGGUCUUCAGCUCUGAUGGACAGCGUGCUGAGGUGACAGGUGUGGGUUAUAACGGAGCUGGUGAGGUGCUGAUUGACGGGAAGGUGGUUCACGGCUUCGCCAACAUCUCCAUCAGUAAACUCGUGGAGGCUGGCUGUGUGUGUAACGACGCUGUAAUUAGGAACAACACGCUGAUGGGUCGACCCACAGAGGGCGCUCUCAUCGCUCUGGCCAUGAAGGUGGGACUGGAAAGCGUUCAGCAGGAGUUUGUGCGUCUGGAAGAGCUCCCGUUCUCCUCGGAGCAGAAGUGGAUGGCAGUUCGCUGCGUCCAUCGCACUCAGCAGGACAAACCCGGAGUGUUUUUCGUGAAAGGAGCCUUUGAGAAAGUCAUCCAGUUGUGUAAGACCUACAACAGUAAAGGUGCAUCACUGCCUCUGAGUAACCAGCAGAGGGCGCUGUACCAGCAGGAGAAGACCUACAUGGGAAGUGCGGGUCUCAGAGUUCUUGCCUUCGCCUCAGGAGCCGAAAUGGGUUCUCUGACGUUCCUCGGCCUGGUUGGCAUCAUCGAUCCUCCGAGGUCCGGCGUUAAGGAAGCCGUGUCGAUGCUGAUCAGCUCCGGAGUGUCCAUCAAGAUGAUCACCGGAGACGCUCAGGAGACGGCCGUGGCUAUCGCAAAUCGUCUGGGUCUGUACGCCAAAGACGCUCAGUGUUUGUCCGGAGACGAGGUGGAUCUCAUGGACAUUCAGGAUCUCUCGCAGAUCGUCUCCAGGACGGUGGUCUUUUACAGAGCCAGUCCCAGACACAAACUGAAGAUAGUCAAGUCCCUGCAGAACAUCGGCGCCGUGGUGGCGAUGACGGGCGACGGCGUGAACGACGCCGUGGCUCUGAAAGCGGCCGACAUUGGCGUGGCCAUGGGUCAGUCCGGCACGGACGUGUGUAAGGAGGCGGCAGACAUGAUCCUGGUGGACGACGACUUCCAGACCAUCAUGUCAGCCAUCGAGGAGGGAAAGGGCAUUUACAACAACAUCAAGAACUUUGUGCGCUUUCAGCUCAGCACGAGUAUCGCGGCUCUCACACUCAUCUCUCUGGCCACGCUGAUGAAUUUCCCAAACCCUCUGAACGCCAUGCAGAUCCUCUGGAUCAACAUCAUCAUGGACGGACCUCCAGCCCAGAGUUUGGGUGUUGAGCCUGUGGAUGGCGACGUGAUCCGUAAACCUCCACGAAACGUGCGAGACAGCAUCCUCACACGCAGCCUGAUCGCGAAGGUGCUCGUCUCGUCCUUCAUCAUCGUCUGCGGCACGCUCUUCGUCUUCUGGAGAGAGCUGCGGGACAAUGAGAUCACACCACGAGACACCACCAUGACCUUCACCUGCUUUGUCUUCUUCGAUAUGUUCAACGCUCUCAGCUCUCGCUCACAGACCCGUAUGGUACAUGAGAUCGGGUUGUGUAGUAACAAGACGUUCUGCUUUGCUGUACUCGCCUCCAUCAUGGGCCAGCUGCUGGUCAUCUACUUCCCUCCACUGCAGAAAGUCUUUCAGACCGAGAGCCUCAGCAUUCUGGAUCUGCUCUUCCUGGUGUGCCUGACCUCCUCCGUGUGCUUCGUGUCCGAACUCAUAAAGAUGCUGGAGAGGUGGAGAGGAGGAGGAGAAAAAGCAGAAAAAGAGGAGUGCAACUCUUUCCAUGACGUAUGACGAACAUUGCAUCUCUGAGAGGAGCGGACGGCGUCGUCUUGUGGCGGGGGCGGGUUUUAUGAGGGAUUUUUUGGGGGGGCGGUCUUUUGAAGGGGUUUGAGGGGGGGUUUGGGUUUAUCGGAUUUGCACUGGCUCGUCCACGUCUAGGACGUCAUCACGGAGCAGAAGGAGAGGUUGAAGGUCAUCCUUUCUCGGGUUGGUUUCUCUGAGUUCACGGAGUGGAAGUGAGCGCUGAGGGAGAGCCGAACCCCGUCCUGGACCUCGGUGUGCUGCUUUAAGACUCCACUAUGACACUAUGAAGCGUAUUAAUCAGACGCUCCUGGUUAUAUACGCCUCCAAGUUUAAAAAAAAAUUCCUCUCUUUCUCGUUCUCUCAAUCUCUCUCUCUCUCUCUCUCUUUCUCGUUCUCUCAAUCUCUCUUUCUUUCUUUCUGUCUCUCUCUCUCUCUCUCUCUCUCUCUCUCAGAUCCCUGAACUGUUGCUGGUUGUAGUUUUGUGGAACAAUUCGGCUAACGCCUCUUCGCAUCCUGGCAACUCGAGCUUGAAUAAACGUGUCAGCUAGGCAUGUGCCAGUAAUUGGUUUUAGGAUUUAGUUUUCCUUCAAAGUCUCUUCAAAAUGUGGUCCCCUCAGGCCUCAGGCCGCCGCCGGAACCGGUACGUAAACGCAUUAAUAUCGUAAACCGUGAUGAGUUACGCCGCCGCGGGGGUGUGACCGUAAUAUGGGCACAUGCCUAGUGUCAGCGUCUGAAAGAGAAACAAAUCCCACCGCGCCAACCAAGAGCCACACGAUAGUUUCUUUAUUAUAAUAUUCCUAUAUACAUAUCUCUAUAGAGAGCGAAUCUGACGCCGCUGACCACUGUUAUUAUUUAAAAUGGUUGAAAUGACGCUUUACACACACACACCGGGCGAUUAGACAACGCUGUACGCGUUAUUGAUGCACUGUUAGACAGCGGCAGGUGAAGGCGUGGUCAGCACGGACAUGAUGAAUGAUUUCACAGUUUUUGGGAAACGCGGAACACUUAAAGCACUAUGUUGUAAACGUUAUUCGCCAAAAUGGAAUCCGCGCUGGACGUUUCCUUCACGUUUCUCGGGCGUAGCGGGUCGGAGCCGACGUGUCCGCGUCGUCAGUAGCCGCUUCAUUAGAAUGAUGUAAUGUCUGUCGCAACCGAAACCUUUUCCGUGAUGUGGUUUAAGACGUCCUCGUUAACCUCAGGAAAAAAAAGGAUUCUAAAAUGACGUCUUAUUAUUAUUAUUAUUAUUAUUAUUAUUAUUAUUAUUAUUAUUCGCCGUUUGAUAUUAUUUUGAACACUGGACGGUUACGGAGGAAUACUACCGGACAACAGAGUCACUUUCUGUGACUUAGCAGUUUGGUAUGACUCCUCCCCCCCUCAUUGGCCCCGCCUCCAAAAACUGCAAUCGAGGUGGAAUUGAUGUCUGAACGUGAACGCGUGUGAACGUCACAGAGCGAGGAGGAAGAUACUUUCGGUGAGCUAGACGUCCGUUACCGUUACGGUUCUCUACGUUACAGGGGAACAGCACCGUGUACGCGACGACAUCUGGGGAAAAACGCAGGGGUUUUUUUCAGAUCUUCUCGCAGUUCCUGUAGAUCAGAAGCUCUUGACGUUUCCUGUAGCGGUUGGCCGUGUGCAGUACUGUAGAGUUUACGUGUAGGUGAGGAUCGUAUUCCAAGCCUUUUAUUGCUGUUGACAAUAUUAUCAGUAAUGUAUUUAAAAACGGUUACAUUAUUAUUAUUAUUAUUAUUAUUAUUAUUAUUAUUAUUAUUAUUAUUUAACAGAACAAAACCAAAUAGCGGAAAUAGAAAAAGUUAAUUAAAUACAAUAAAUGCCAAACGAUAUAAAAACAUUUUUUUGCAAAUUACGUGGCUACCAUUACUGAACCCACGGCAAUAAUAAUAAUAAUAAUAAUAAUAAUAAUAAUGAUGAUGAUGAUGAUGAUGAUGAUGAUGCUGAUGCUGAUGUUUGGGCUGCACAUGGCUCUGUUUGGUGUAAGGGAUUUUCGGCGAUGCCUAGCUGACCGCAGUGAGCCGACACUCCCCAGCUCCACACGCCUUUCUUCAUAUUGAGGAACGAUACACUGAAGUUUUGCAGUCCGCUGCGUGGUUAUUUCUUUCCUCUUUACUGCAGCGUUUGUUUAAACGGCCGCUUUGUUCUUAUGCUCCAGUCACUGAAGAACACGAGUGAGUUUUGUUUUGUCGGGUCGGUGUGUAUGUACGCCGUUUCCCCCGAGGGUGAACGGGUCACAAGCUGAGGUGGAAUUUGUGGGUUAUUAAUGAUUUUUUUUUUGUUGUUUUUCUUUCUUUUUUUUUCUUCCUUUUUUAAAAAAUAAAUAUUGUAUUUAAUUUAUUUUCAGUCAUGCACAGUUGCAGUUCAUGGUCCGUGAUGGCUGUUUCAGAACGUGAUUGUACAUUAAAAUUUCUACAAAUCUUUAACAGAA
Messenger RNA from Ictalurus punctatus (channel catfish), 5868 nucleotides. It is a transcript of the gene atp2c1, whose product is annotated as ATPase secretory pathway Ca2+ transporting 1. The record is from RefSeq and is a predicted model, not a curated record. Bases 711 to 3416 code for a protein of 901 amino acids. The transcript has 28 exons. Gene Ontology annotation, molecular function: P-type calcium transporter activity; ATP hydrolysis activity; ATP binding. Gene Ontology annotation, biological process: intracellular calcium ion homeostasis; manganese ion transport; calcium ion transmembrane transport. Gene Ontology annotation, cellular component: Golgi membrane; plasma membrane; endoplasmic reticulum. NCBI's taxonomy places the organism in Eukaryota, Metazoa, Chordata, Actinopteri, Siluriformes, Ictaluridae.